Messenger RNA from Vitrella brassicaformis, 2264 nucleotides. The record is from the annotation of a GenBank genome assembly. NCBI's taxonomy places the organism in Eukaryota, Vitrellaceae.
GAGAGAUCUGGGCAUCUGCAUGGUGCAAUGAGGGCAACGAUCCCACUUGGUUUGCUAGCGAAGCUUGUUCUUGCAGCUGCACACGCAGCAGCACUUGAGUGGACUUUAUCACUGCAACUCAUCGCUCGCCCCUCUGCGUACGUCCCGGUGCCCGCUCCCCACGUGGAAACGAGAUUCGUGGCAUCAUCUGCCCGCUCUGCUGGCGCCCGCUCAUCGGCCCGCUCCUCUUCGUCCGCUCGGCGCGUGACAUCGUCAUCCCGUCGCGCUUCGCCGUCUUUUCGCUCUUCCCGGCGUGCCCCCUCCAUUCCUCGCCGAUUACAGCCUCGCACAAGCAGCGGGCGCCGCCCAACGAGCCGUGGACCGCCACGCAUAGACAGCGCAAAGCGACUAAGGCCAUCUGCCAGCCAUCCACCCGAGAGGACGGUGCGGCCAAGCGGCACUCGUCGGGCCGAGGUACGCCCAAGGCGGCAGGGCGAUCCCCAUGAGCACGAGCAUGAGCGUCCAAGGCUGCCCAGGCAAUGGCGAUGGGGCAGCCAUCACGAGGCCGACCAUGACGAGGACGAGAUAAGACGGGGGCGUGGUUAUUCGGCAGCGGAGUACCCAUCCCCUCUGCACAGCCUCAGGCUGCCUCACAUACGGAGAGCAAGGGUCUACACUGACGACGUGACCACAUGGCCAUCCGAAUGGGCCGGACCGAGAGCUGAUCGUCAUGACCAUGGCGACUCAAGAGACGAGGCUGAGAGGACCGAGUCCUCAAGGAGGGGCUUCUUCCUAUCGCACACCGCGGCGGCUCUGCUGGGUGCAGCGGCUGUCGGUUUUGGGUCACCCAUGGCGGCCCAGGCUGUGGUUCAGUUCGAUCGAGGUCGUUAUGGCGACAAAGAGCUCAAGAUUGCAACCGUCAACAAGCUCAAGCAAACGGUCGGGCUGGCCAUCACUGAGAAGCCGCAUCUCGCAGGGCAGCUGGUGCGCCUCGCCAUCUCCAAUGCCCUCUCUUACGUUGCUGCCACAGGUGGGAGGCAUCACCCACCCUGCACACACACAGGAGUGAGCGCUGUCGCUUUGUUUGCUUUGUGUGUGUGCAGGUGAGGGUGGUUUGGACGGCAGCAUUCGGGAGGAGGUCGACCAGCCCGAGAAUGCAGAUGUGCGUGAGGCAGUUGAGCUGCUCGAGAGGAUCCGCAAGGACAUCAAACGCACUAACGAGGUCACAUUCGCCGACCUCCUCUCGUACGCAGGUAGGUGUUGUUACCUACGGACCCUGCAGCGGAUUCAUUGCACACGGAAUGAUUUGUUUGUCGGAACCAGGCGCUGAGGCUAUUGAGCUUGUUGGCGGCCCUCGGUUCUCGCCCCAGCUCGGCCGUGGACAAACGAUGGGUCCUUCGAAGACCUCAGCCCACUUCGACUGGGGCAAGAUCGACGCCGCUGAGGCGGUGCGGGCAUUCGAGAGAAGCGGAAUGUCGCCGAAAGAGGCCGCUGUCAUGAUAAGUAAGCGCGCCAUGGUGUGCCGACGGACAGGUGCAUUCAUUCACUCAUAUGCUCAUAUGCUGCCUCGUGUGUCAGGCACUGUCGCAUGGGUCGAUCGUAUCACGGCAAAGGAGGAGGCCCAGCGCGCAGAAAGAAAGAGCGACAAUGAUGAUGAUGACGACGAUGACAUUUUCCAAAGCGUGAGCAUGAGACGGAAAGAGAGAAAGAGCGAGUGCACACCACACGAGUCCAUUCCCUCGCCUGUGUGUGUGCAGGAGAUCCCCGAUACGCGAGUGGGGAUGCAAAAGUAUGGCGAGACACUGGGAGGCAAGUCGACCAAACUCACCGCUCAGUACCUCAAGAACCUCCUCAGAGGCGGAAACACCACGGAGCAAGCAUCACGGUGAGGUGCAGACAUGAGACAUACCCAUGGUUGGUAUCGUAUCAAUCAUCCUCUGCUCUGCGUGCGCAGGCUGGAGCUGGUGCUGCUCCAGAGCCCUCUGCGCGACUAUGUGGAGGUGCGCAUCACAACGAAUAACCGAUCGGUUAAUUACAACUGUGCACUCGUGCGUUUCCUGCCCCGUGUAUGUAUUGUAUGUGUGCUGCAGGCGUACGCCAAGGACAACAAGAGCUUCACGAAGGACAUAGCGGAGGUGUACCAGAAGCUGUCGCUGGCAGGAGCAUCCUACUCGUCCACACUCUUCACGUGAUUGAUUCAUGAUUCACCAAGUCGACCGACUGACUGACUGAGGGACAGAAAACCCCUCCACUGUGUGAUAAGGAUGGUUGGGUGGAUGAAAGAG